CAACGCAACUUUGCAUAGUUUUCCACUUCCUGUUAGCUUGGCGAAGAUAGCGGACGAGCGGUCGGAAAAAAUACUGAUGUAUUUAUGUAAAACCGUAGCAUAAUUGUUCAGGAACUUGCUAUUCUGGAGCCUCUGAGAUCCAUAUUUAGGAGACGACAAUGAUCCGCUUCAUCCUCAUCCAAAACCGAGCAGGGAAGACGCGACUGGCCAAAUGGUACAUGCAGUUUGAUGAUGAUGAAAAACAGAAGUUGAUUGAGGAAGUGCAUGCUGUGGUAACUGUCAGAGAUGCGAAGCACACCAACUUUGUGGAGUUCAGGAACUUCAAGAUCAUUUACCGGCGUUAUGCUGGUCUGUACUUCUGUAUUUGUGUGGAUGUGACUGAUAACAACUUGGCAUACCUCGAGGGAAUCCACAACUUUGUAGAGGUGCUGAAUGAAUAUUUUCACAACGUGUGUGAAUUGGACCUUGUGUUCAACUUCUACAAGGUGUACACAGUGGUGGAUGAGAUGUUCCUGGCGGGAGAGAUCAGGGAAACCAGUCAGACCAAGGUCCUCAAGCAGCUCCUCAUGCUCCAGUCACUAGAGUAGAAAACAGACAACCAUCCUUCCUACCUGCUCACUAAUCUGCUGCCCUGGCGACUUGAACCAACCUACUCCUUGAUCCUGUCACUCUGGAAAGGUUAAUUUUCUUGCCUCAGAACUUCGGGGGGUGGGUGAAUUCAUAAUAUGGAAGUUCAAUUAACCUGUCUGUCACAGCAGUCUUUAUCUGUUGUACUUGUAAUGAAGACACCCAGUAUAGAGGCUGUGCAUUUCAACAUGUUAACAUUUCAUAUACUGCCUAUGUUGCAAUCAACUUGAUAUUCUGGUCACUUUCCCCCCCAAAGCCAGAGGCUGCAGAAAUGAGUUCUUUCAUGUAGUGGCCAGUUAGUCUUUGAAGUUAUCUCUGCAGUGUAGAAACACUGACGUAGAUCCACCAGUUAUGACAUGGCUCUCUCCUGCCCUCCUCCUCCUCUUGUCUUCAUUAACCUAAACAUCAAUUUAAUAGCACUACUGUAACUAACAAGCACCAUGUAUAAAGAGAGACCGCCUAUAAUGAUGAUAAUAAUGAUCCAUACAACAGCCUUGCAGCCAGUUCUGUAAAUCCAUGUAAAAAAAGAGUUUGCAAGUGAUGUGGGAUUAGGCCAGUCAUGCCUUGUGCUCAUUUUAUAUCUGGAUCACAGUACAAGCAGACUACAACUCGAAAGCCCUUUAAAGCAAUUGACCCACCACGGCAAGUUCAUAAUUGAAUAGAGUGUACUUAGGGUGAGUACCAUUUUGACGAUGUGUUAUGGCAACCUCUGCUGCGUCAGACGUCCUCACGGCUGAUGAUGAUGAACAGUGUAUGUUGCGUUUGCACAGGUGGCUGUACUCUGGAUCUUGUAAUUGUUGUCAUUUCAAAUUAUUUAGAUCAUUUGAUGCAACUCGUGUAUUCAGUGGUGCUUGUUGGUGACACUAAAAACAUAAAUGCACUCAGAUGGAAAAAGACCUGGACAUAAAGUAUAUUUUACAUAAAGCAGUACUGUGAAGUUUGCUUCGUAUGGUGUAUCUUGUGUAUGUUGAAUAUUGUGAAAUUAACACAUUCAUUCCAGAAAGAGUGGCUCUUGCUCACUAUAGGGUCUGAGCAGUAUUUAGUUGUUUAAUAUACAUAAAUUUGCUUUGGCGUUGCAUACAAUGAAUUGGCUUUUACAUUCUUUCUAUAAGCCUCAUGAACUUUGACAAAAACACCCACUUUUAUUAAUCUCCCUUUGCUGGACUUACUUGUCAUGUGCUAAUUUUAACCAUAUCCAGUUACAAAGGUGUCAGGUGGGUUCAAAUGUUACUGUUAUUGAACUUUUGUAUUAUUUUUUGUAAUGGUUCGGCAAUAGUGAAAGAUUACUAAGAUACUGCUUCCCUUCUUGUCCACCUGUGUGAGUUUGUGGAAGAUAUGUGUUUGUAUGUAUUACUGUCUCUAGUUCAGCUACCAACAUCAAUAUAUCCCACUAUAUGUAAAUAAAAAAAUAAAGUGAUACAUGAACACCAA
Molecule: messenger RNA, 2058 nt
Organism: Micropterus salmoides (largemouth bass)
Lineage: Eukaryota; Metazoa; Chordata; Actinopteri; Centrarchiformes; Centrarchidae
Gene: ap2s1
Product: adaptor related protein complex 2 subunit sigma 1
Exons: 5
Coding region: 159-587 (142 amino acids)
Biological process (GO): clathrin-dependent endocytosis; intracellular protein transport
Cellular component (GO): intracellular membrane-bounded organelle; membrane coat; AP-2 adaptor complex
Molecular function (GO): clathrin-cargo adaptor activity
Source: RefSeq, a predicted model, not a curated record